UGUACAGGAACAUGGCGCUUUGGGGGAGAGGUGUUUCAUGAUACCGAGGGGCUGUUGAUUUAAUUUUUACGAGAUUAUGUUUAUGUAAAUAACGCUUGGACGUUUUCAUCAAAUAUGACAGUUCGCGAAAGGUGGCCGCUGUUUUUGGUCUCUAUGGACAACGGACCGCUUCAUGUCGGAGUUGCGUUUGCUGUCGUCAGCUGAAACUCCUAGCCUAGACAUGCUAGCUCAAGCUAGUUAGCCCGGCGAGUAGCAUCUGGCUAAAACAGCCCCAAAAUGUGCUCUUAUGUGUAUCUGACACUGACAGUGAAUUGGUAAUCAAUGUUCAAAUUACGUAAUUGGGUAUUAUAUCAGCCGUUUAUUUAGGACAGUUUCAGUUGGCUAACAUUUCGUUGGCUAAACUUGGAUGAUGGAGAGACGCCAUGGGUCUGUGUUAUUUCUGGCUGCCUGGAUUUUUCUGUGUGGAUGUUGGUUCUCUGAAGCUUUCCCUAUUCGGGAAACUCGCAAAACAGAUGGACACACAGGGGACACUUUGCCCGUGUCUCUCUACCUGCCCUUGAUUGUGUCAUUAGUUGUGCUGGUGGCUCUGGUGGUGGUGCUAGUAAACUGUGUGACCUGCUGCAAGGAAAGAGAGAUCGACUUCAAGGAGUUUGAGGACCACUUUGAUGAUGAGAUCGACUUCACUCCGCCAGCAGAGGACACGCCUUCUAUGCAGUCUCCAGCUGAGGUUUACACCCUUGCUGUGUCCCCUGUGCCACUGCCAGGACCCCCACAUCUGCAGCCUCUGGCCAGCAUUACAGAAUCAUCAAGUGGUUUCAAAGUAGGACGCCACAGUUUGAGUUACAUCCAGGAGAUUGGAAAUGGCUGGUUUGGUCAGGUCCUGUUGAGUGAAAUAUACACAGACCCUGGGGGAACCAGAGUGGUGGUAAAGGAGUUGAAAGCAAAUGCCAGCGCUAAGGAGCAGAAUGACUUUUUGCAGCAGGGGGAUCCAUACAGAGUGCUGCAGCAUCCAAACAUCCUCCAGUGCCUCGGACAGUGCGUUGAGGCCAUUCCCUUCCUGCUUGUGUUUGAGUAUUGUGAAAUGGGGGAUUUGCGAAGCUAUCUAUCUCAGCAGGAUUGGACGUUUAGAAACGCUGAGUUGCUGCAGCUGCAGAGGAUGGCCUGCGAAAUUGCUGCUGGUGUCACUCACCUUCACAAACACAACUUCCUGCACAGUGAUUUGGCCCUAAGGAACUGCUACUUGACCUCAGAUCUUACAGUUAAAGUGGGAGACUAUGGGAUCGGACCCUUCAGAUAUAAAGAGGAUUACAUCAUCACAGAGGAUGAUGUGUUCGCACCCCUGCGGUGGCUGGCUCCUGAACUGGUGGCGGAGCGCCAUGGGGGGGUGAUUACGAUGGAGCAGACCAAGGCCAGCAAUGUGUGGUCCUUGGGGGUCACAUUAUGGGAGCUUUUUGAGAAUGCCACUCAGCCGUAUCCACACCUGUCUAACCGGGAGGUUCUACAUCAUGUAAUCAAGGAGCAACAAGUCAAACUAUUCAAACCGCAACUAGAGCUUCCUUAUUCUGACAGAUGGUAUGAGGUGUUGCAGUUCUGCUGGCUCUCCCCUGAGAAGCGGGCCACAGCCGAGGAAGUACACCGUUUGUUAAUCUAUCUGCGAAUGCAAGGCCAGAAGGACAUGGAGGAAGAUUUCGAGCAACGCUGGGAUGCACUGAAGCCUAACCCCAUCACCCGACAGACUGUUAACCACUCGUCUUUCCCGAUCCUGGACCAGUUUGCAGACGAUGCUUUGCGACAAGAGAUAGAUGAAGUUUUAACCAUUACAGAAACAAGCAAAGGUCUCAGUUUCGAGUACGUUUGGGAAGCAGCCAAGCAUGACCACUACGACAGCAGCCACGGCCGAUCAGGCAUGGACACUACCUUAAACUACCAGAGCAUGUUCUUCCCUGUUUCUAGGGAGGACAUCCAGGCUCAUUUCCCCGAUCCUCUACCCAGGGCAGGAGGAGCUGAAAGUGGGAACUCUGGAUUAGGAGUUCCUGGGAUUGUCCCAGUGUUUGAUUCGCAGAAAUCAUCAAACGGGAAUGAAUAUUAUAUCCAGCUUGAGGAGCAAGGCGAGAGCGCUGACGGGGAUGUUGAGAAUGCGGAACAGGACAUGGGCUUUACUUCUAUCCAGAAAGACUUUGUUGUACUUCAAGAUGUCCGUCUGGACGAGUCGAGCACAGAUGCUGACUUUUUCCACCAAAGCAUCGACUCAAAGGAUUCAUAUUUACCAGACAGCCACAUCUGGUCAUCUCUAGAAAACGACAGUCCAUACCACACCAACAUUUUCACUGAAGAGGGGUCAAAGCACGAAGACUCUCCCUCCUGGACACAGAACUUUCUGGAGCUCCCGGAGCGCAGUGGGAACCCUUUUCUUGAUGAAGCUUUGGAAGUUGAAGAUGUGAACCCAAAUCCGAGCUAUUUUUUAGACGCUUGUCACCUGCCGGUUGCUAUGGAAGGAGAGCAGGAGAACAUGGAUGCAAGGAAGCAUCUGGAGACUGAAAAACUGGCUGAUAAUUUUGUGUUUCUCAGAGAACAGAACCUGAUGAAAGAGGACUCGAGCUUCUCGAAUCCACUGCAGAACUUUCUCUUACCCGGCAUUGUCCACGAACCCGAGGAAACAUUCAAGAUGAACUCCUGGGACAACCUUGAGACUUUAGGCAGCUUAAAUACAGCAGAUACAAAUUUGAGACCUGCAACAAGUAGCACAGAUUCAAGAGGGGACCUUUUAGACUCUCCAAGCACCAACUUGGGGCCGUUUUUGAUAGAAAAUAAAACUCUGGUGCCUUCCAUUACGGUGGUUGCAGAUGAUAAAAAAGGCAGCCAGGUCAGGAACGGUUCUUCCACUGAAGACCUCACUCUGCUCCAGUCCUCAGACAGGACUGCAGACUCCGGUUUCAAUUCUACCUCACAGAGGUUUGAGCACAUCACUAACAAUAUGGAUGGCCAUAUCCCUUUUUUCUCUGACAGUGCCACUACAGACUCUUUGUCCACAGAUGCCAAAAUCCCCAGCCUUGAAGAUGACCCCGAAGUCUCAAAGGUCAUAGGAACUGGAAUGCCUGAAAAUCUCCAAGUUCAAACAAUCCCUUCUGAAAAUGGACAGAACGAUGACCUAACAAGCAACGACCUUCUGAGUGAGCUGAUUGAGGACGCAGAUCUAGACCUGGAAACAAAUUUGUCUGAUCAGGAGGAAUCUUUCCUGGAAACUAACGGACAUCCACUCGUUAGAUCCUCUCUCCUCGUAUCCGGUCCUUCUUUGGAUCAGAUAAGCCAGGAUAGUUUAUUGGAAGACAGCAUGUCCACCACUCUCCCAACGGUGGACAAUUCAGCUGAAACACCAGAUUCUCUCGACUCUCUGGACAUUCAUCGGCUUGUGGAGCAGGCGGAGGAGCUGAAAGCUCAAAUCUCCCAAAAUAAACUUCAGCCUCCAUACAAAAUAUCAGACAGCGGUUAUGAGACAGAGAACCUGGAGUCUCCUGAAUGGAACUCGCAGCCUAACGCCACAGACUGCUCACCUGUGAAAAAUGGCGUUGGCGUUUCCAUCGAAGAAGAGUCGGAAGAGCUUGGUGCUCCCACCAAUUUGGUUCCCCCCAAAAUAGUCAUCUCUGAAGCUGAGGGUAUGCUCGAAACUCGCGGUGUGGAUCCAAGUGAGGAUCACCAGUCAGACCAUGGAGAUCCUGCAGAAGAACCACUCACCAGUAGUAACUACAGAGACUCCGCCUACUUCUCGGAUAAUGAAUCUGAACCAGAGAAAAGGGCAGAGGAGUCGACUGCAGGAAGUUCUACAGAAGUCACAUGGAUGAGGAACUCUGAAGGUCAGAUGCUGGAAGCUUACAAGGAAAGAGAUAUUGAUGCUUUAUUUUCCCAAGAAGAUUCCUCUGUACCUUUUGAUGUUGAGGAUCUGCAUCUAGAGGUGACUUCUGGAGAGGAACUAAAAAGCGAAGGGGCAGAAGCUCACAACGGAAAAGAAACAAAAACAUGUAAUUACCAGGACUUGUUUCCUGAAACACUGAGCCCGACAGAAGAUCUGGAAACCCCCCCUCUCCCUUCCAAUACCGCCACAAAGCCACCACUAGAGGGCGCUGUUCACGCUAAACUGACCAGAACCUACGCCCACGACGGUCAUAAAAUCAAAGAGCCCGACAUGGAGGGCCGCUACCUGGGCAGGCGUGACGGUCCGGGUUUAGAGGGACAGGAAGACGGCGUCGACGCCGACGAGGAGGAUGAGAACAGCGAGGACUCCGAUGACGACAUGCGCGCGUAUCAGCUGCACAGCUCCAGCGAGGACAGCGAGGACGAAGCCGUGCACGCCGUGCCCAUUAUUGUGUCGGACGACACCAGCGGCAAGAACCUGAAGAGCCUGCUGAAACCAACAAACCUGAACAUCGAAGCUCCGUCUUCCUCGUUUGCUGCCAGGUGCAACGCAGAGAACUCCAGGAGAGCGGUGUCGUUCUUCGAUGAUGUCACAGUCUACCUGUUUGACCAGGAGACGCCCACUAAGGAACUGGGAGACCACUUGUCUGGUUUGAGCAGUCAGUCCCCAGAGCUCAGCAGCCCCGUGUCCACAGCCAGCUACCUGAACCGCUUUGCUAACUCUGAAAGUUCAACAGAUGAAGAGGGUGGUGGUUUUGAGUGGGACGAUGACUUCUCCUCACCCGGACCUGCCUUCCUCUCCAAGAUUGACAAAGACCCCGUCUCUAAGGACAUGUCCUCUACUCCCCCAUCGGUCGGACGCAUGCCGCAGCCGAGCUGGAGCAGCUCCUCCACCUACUCCCGUUUCUCCAUUUCACCGGCAAACAUCGCCAGCUUCUCCCUGACGCAUCUGACCGACUCCGACAUCGAACAAGGAGCAAAUGUGCAUUCUUGGAGUCUGUAUACUCCAGGAAGCAGUGAAGAUGGAGAAAAAGACUGAGGUGACAAACGAAGGAACCGUUAUUCCUAACACUACUGAGGAAUUAAGCUAUGCCCGUCCUUUUUUGGGAAUGUUGGGAUGAGGACAGUUUGUGGAGCGCUCGCCUCAGGCAGAACUGUUCUCAGAAGAGUUGGCGAUUUGACUUAAAAACGGAUUUUCAGCCGAUUUCAGACAUUCGGACGGGUCCCAGUCCCGGUCUGAGCCACAGGAACUGUCCAGCUCCAUUGGUAUAAUUUCAGUCGAGUGCAAUUAAAAAAAAAACAAAAAACAAAUGUGCUGCUUUAAAGACUUAUCAUGCACAUUCCAAAUGUGUGUCUGUUUCUUUUUGUUGCCUGCUCUCACCAAAAAAAAAAAAAAUAAAAAAAAAUAUUUUAAAUUAAUGAAUUAAAUCUGAGCUGGCAAAUAAUCACUACAACCAAACAGAAAUAAGCUCUUUGAUCUCAGCAGAACUACAAUUAUAAAUCUAAAAUGUAAUAUUUAUCAAUGUUUGUUUUUUUUUGUUGGUUCUCUCCUUCAUGUUGUGCAAUUAUUUCAGUGGUUGCCUUUUAUUUUAUUUUUUCUUCCAUCUUCCAGUUGAGUUUAGUGAGUCUCCUAAUUGGAGAUGACAUUCUGCGGUUAAUCCUUCUGUAGCAGUAUUUGAAUUAAAAGGAUGAAGACUGCAGAUGUACCGAACAACCUGUAGAGGUGACGCACUGUACGUUCCUUUAUGUAAGGAACACUAGCAGUAAGCUGAGGGUGUUAUUACUACUAUUAUUGACUAUCAGUCUUAACGAAGGGGAGGUUCAACUGUGAAACAGUUGAGAAGAGGAACGUAUUGCUGAUUUAUUGAUUUUUAUUAUUUUUUUUCUUUGUAAAGCUUUAUUUUAAUCGAAACAUGGAGGAAGUUGUUUUGUCGUCGCUGGGUCUAAUCAUGGUGCCUGUUGAUUCCACGAAGUCGGCUCCCUCUGUUUUUGUGUCACUAUGGAUAUUUCAAAUCACACGUCAAGCCGGGUGAUGUUUAAACUAUUUUUUUUGUCUUUCUUUUUGGAUAAGUGAGAAAUCUCUGUUUUGAAAAUGGCGUCGAAAUUGAGUUGUUUGUUAACAAACGUGCAAUGAAUUUCAUCAACGUGUUCAGAGGACGAGCCGGUGAUUGCGGCGGUUGUUCUUCGGUGACACUACUAGAACAAACGGAAAAACAUGGCUGCUGUUAGCAGUUGUUAUGGAUGUAGUUAAUUGCCUUUCUUUUUUUUUUUUCUACAUUGUGUCAAAUAUGGCAAUAUCCUUUUUAAAAAAGAAUUUGUUCGCUGUAUGUAAUUUGUAUGAUCAAUACAGACAAAAUUAACAAUUUUCUACCCUGUCUUCAUUUACAGCUAUUAUAUUUGGAACUGUAGGUUAUACCGCCUAUUUCUUUGGAUGAUAAAACCACCUUAAAUAUUUGUCACUUGUGAACAGCUGUACUUCACGUGUAGUAGACCUCCACUUCUCCUCCUCCUGAAGGCACCAUAUCAGUCAUCACUAACUUCUGUUAAACCAGCAGCCUGCUCCUCAGUUAAACUUGAACACAUAUUUAAGGAAAUCUUUUUAUUUUGACCACAGUAUACAUUUGCUUAAUCUUGCACAUUUGAGAAAUGUAACUUGAUGUUGAGAUGUUCCAAUGUGUAUAUAUGGAUUCUGAUUUUUCUUUCUCUCUGUUUGUAAAUGUGGGGGGAGGGAAAAGAUGUAAUAACUGAGUUAUCAAUAGGAGGUUUCAUUUUGUAACUUCAAGCUGAGUUGAAUCAGAGGAACAUAUCAGUCGUCUACUAAAAGGGGUUAAAUUAAGACGCAGAAGCAGAUGUGAAUUCAUUCUGUCCUUUAAGACCUGUAGAUUUUAAAUAUUUUUACUUCAUAUUGAUCAUGCUUAGUGUAAUUUACUGAAAUGUUUAUAAUUACACUGUUUAAUAUGAAAAUAAAUGCAAACAAACUUCUAAAA
Xiphophorus maculatus (southern platyfish) is the source of this 6896-nucleotide messenger RNA. RefSeq names its product lemur tyrosine kinase 2 (gene lmtk2). The record is from RefSeq and is a predicted model, not a curated record. Gene Ontology annotation, molecular function: ATP binding; protein kinase activity. NCBI's taxonomy places the organism in Eukaryota, Metazoa, Chordata, Actinopteri, Cyprinodontiformes, Poeciliidae. The transcript is spliced from 15 exons. Gene Ontology annotation, biological process: protein phosphorylation. Bases 407 to 4948 code for a protein of 1513 amino acids.